Leucoraja erinaceus (little skate) is the source of this 1111-nucleotide messenger RNA. Its product is annotated as CD99 antigen-like protein 2. NCBI's taxonomy places the organism in Eukaryota, Metazoa, Chordata, Chondrichthyes, Rajiformes, Rajidae. The transcript has 9 exons. The record is from RefSeq and is a predicted model, not a curated record. The annotation marks the transcript as partial.
UCUUGCUCCUGGUACAGAGCGGGACUGCGGAUGCCACCAAAAGCAGCGCUGUCGGAGUCAGGGAACUCUGCCGGUGCUGCUGGAGCUGGUAUAGUGGACGCAGGUGGGGCUGACGAGUUUGAUCUCAGUGAUGCUCUUGAUGAUGAUUCCAAUGUUCCAACAGACGAUGGAGAGGGUUUUGACCUUGCUGACGCUCUGAGUGAUGACCAUGUUGCAUCCAGGGAUGAUAAUGUUGAAUUUGAUCUUAACGAUGCUCUACAAGAUGACGCCACCCAAUCCCUAGACCCUGACGGAUUUGAUCUUGGGGCCGCGUUCAAUGACCAUUCUGUUAAGAAAACAGGUGGAGAUUUUGACGACUCAGACCUUCUACAUGUGGUGAAUGGUGACUAUAAACCUGAUAAGACCGGCUCGAAAGGUCAGGACCCUGCUGGCACGAGUGACCAGAUCAGCGACUUUCUGAUGACCCUACUAGGAGGCACAUCAGAGCAUUUUCAGAAGAUUUGCUUCAAGUUGAUGGAAAUGUUGAAAGAUCUGUAUAACACGCCACAGGAGCAGUGAGAAGAUAUUCAGGCAUUCACCCACCCCAACCUUCAAUCAACGCACCUGUUGGAAGGAACAAACUGUUCAUCGGAGACAGGAUACACAUGGCUGUGGUCCAACAUCAGAUUUCUUGGGUUCAGCUUCAGUUUUCCGAUAUGUUCACUGUAAUUCAGAUGUGAUUUUGGUUUGGUUUUUUUUUCAUCUGCGCUGGUUUUUGGACACCUGGCUUAUUUAUGAUGGGGUGUAAUUUUGUGUUUCUUGACGUCUAUUUAAAACGUCAACUCGUGGUUUAAUUGCCAGAACCUUUGCUUCGGUGCGCUACUGAAUUGAGAUUUCACUGGUACUGUCCUCUUGAGACAAGUGUAAAUAUCGAUGAGUUCUUGGAAAUCCUUCGUCAAUGUUAAAUUUGUAGCACAAGGAGUGUGAUACAUCUUGGUUGAACAUUAUUGGUUAUGCAUUGAUGAAAUGUUGAUGAAAUGUAAUUAACAUGUGGACCUGGUCAUAAGGUCAUAAGGGAUAGGAGUGGAAUUAGGCCAUUCAGCCCAUCAAGUCUACGCCUUUCAAUCAUGGC